Musa acuminata AAA Group (dessert banana) is the source of this 2908-nucleotide messenger RNA. Its product is annotated as probable potassium transporter 13. The record is from RefSeq and is a predicted model, not a curated record. Gene Ontology annotation, cellular component: membrane. Bases 303 to 2525 code for a protein of 740 amino acids. Gene Ontology annotation, molecular function: potassium ion transmembrane transporter activity. Gene Ontology annotation, biological process: potassium ion transmembrane transport. NCBI's taxonomy places the organism in Eukaryota, Viridiplantae, Streptophyta, Magnoliopsida, Zingiberales, Musaceae. The transcript has 9 exons.
AACGUUUUGGCGCUCCUCGCCUCCUCUUUUCAACUUACUUCCUCCCCUCGAAGAAGGACACGUUUUCGCUUUCUCCUCCUCCUCCUCCUCCUCCUCAACUGCUCCAUCCCCGCUUCUCCUCCUGAUCUCGGUUUCCGCUUCAUCCCCGAUCGAGUCUUCCUCCUCGGUUUCUUGGAUCGAAGAGAGGAUUGAUUUUGGUGGGCUUUGAGAGAUUCCGUGCUCGGACUGGGAGUCGGAGUGAGGCAGAGGAAGAGGUGGAGUGGGAGCGGCGGCGGGGCGAGGGUUGAAGGGGUUUCGGGGCGAUGGAUUUGGAGUCCCGAUCUCCAGCCUCGGAGACCCGGCCUUCGAAAGCAUAUAGGACCACCCUUUUGUUGGCCUACCAGAGCUUUGGUGUGGUGUAUGGCGAUUUGUGCAUCUCACCCAUUUAUGUCUACAAGAGCACCUUUUCGGGAAAGCUGCGUCUUCACGAGGAAGAUGUUGAGAUCUUUGGAGUCCUCUCUCUGGUUUUCUGGACUCUCACUCUCAUCGCUCUAUUCAAGUACAUCAUCUUCGUUUUGGGAGCAGAUGACAAUGGGGAAGGUGGGACCUUUGCCUUAUACUCACUAAUGUGCCGGAACUCAAAGAUGGGACUCUUGAGCACACCUCAUGAGCACUUAACUGCUUACAAGCUGGAACCACACCGUGAGGAAACUAGGACUAGUUUGUCGAUAAAGAAGUUUAUUGAGAAGAGUCAGACUUCACGACUAGUGCUGCUGCUUUUUGUGCUAUUAGGGACAAGCAUGGUUAUCGGUGAUGGUGUUUUGACCCCUACUAUGUCAGUUGUCUCGGCAGUUUCUGGACUCAGAAUUAAGGCUCCUGAGUUGCAUGAAAAUUACACUGUUUUGAUUUCCUGUAUCAUCUUAGUGGGCCUUUUUGCUCUCCAACACUAUGGAACUCAUCGUGUGGGCUUCCUGUUUGCUCCAAUCUUGAUAUCUUGGCUUGUCUGCAUAAGUAGUAUUGGAAUCUACAACACAAUUAUGUGGAACCCUGGUGUUGUUCGUGCCCUGUCGCCACAUUAUAUAUAUUACUUUUUUAAGAAAGCUGGAAAAGAUGGAUGGAGUUCACUUGGAGGUCUUGUCCUUUGCAUUACAGGAGCUGAGGCUAUGUUUGCUGACCUAGGGCACUUCUCGAAUCUUUCGAUCAGGAUAGCAUUUACGGCGGUAGUAUAUCCCUGCUUGGUUGCGGCAUACAUGGGCGAGGCUGCCUACCUGUCCAAGCACAGAGAGGAUCUCCAACAAAGCUUCUUUAAAGCCCUCCCAGAAGGUGUGUUUUGGCCAGUGUUUGUCAUUGCUACAUUGGCCACAGUUGUCGGGAGUCAGGCAAUUAUUUCAGCAACAUUCUCCAUCAUCAGCCAAUGUAGAGCUUUGGGGUGUUUUCCACGCGUUAGGAUCAUACACACCUCAAGCCACAUCCAUGGCCAAAUAUACAUACCAGAGGUGAACUGGCUUUUGAUGCUGUCGUGUCUCAUGGUCACCAUUGGUUUCAGAGACGCUUACAUGAUCGGAAAUGCUUAUGGUCUAGCUGUGAUCACAGUCAUGCUAGUGACGUCAUGCUUGAUGUUCCUCAUCAUCACUACCGUGUGGAGGCGAUCCGUCUUUGUGGCACUACUCUUCACCGUGACCUUUGGAUCCUUGGAAAGCCUCUACUUAUCUGCAAGCAUUGCCAAGGUUUACCAUGGAGGUUGGCUUCCCCUUCUCAUCUCUCUGAUCAUCCUUAUGGUUAUGUUCACGUGGCACUACGGUACUGUCAAGAAGCGGGAAUUUGAGCUGCAGAACAAGGUCAGCCUCGAUCGGCUCCUCAGCGUCAGCCCGAGCCUUGGCCUUGUCCGAGUCCCCGGCGUCUGUCUUGUCUACUCCAAUGUUACGAACGGCGUCCCGCCCAUGUUUGCUCACUUCGUCACCAACUUCCCUGCCUUCCACCGCGUUCUCAUAUUCCUGUGCCUGCAGACACUGACAGUACCGAAAGUUCGACUCGACGAACGCUUCUUGAUCGGAAGGGUCGGGCCGCCAGAAUCCGGCCUCUUCCGAUGCAUCGUCAGGUACGGGUACAAGGACGGGCGCCUGGAGAGCUACGAGCUGGAGAACCAGCUGCUCCUUAGGGUUGCGCAGUUCCUUCAGCAGGAAGGUGGUCGAGGCUCGUCGACCAGCGGCGCGAUGUUGGUGAUCAGCGAGCCCUGCACUCUGGUCGUGGGUGCUCCCGGAGGAGCCGACGGUGGCCCGAAGAGGGUGCAAUUCAAGGGGGUCGAAGCAGCAGCAGAGGAGGAGCUGAGCCACGAGGUGUGGGAACUAAUGGAGGAGCGUGAGGCCGGCGUUUCAUACAUGAUGGGCCACACUCAUGUUUUCGCCCACGAGUCGUCGCCAUUCCUCAAGAAGCUUGCGAUCGAUGGUGUGUAUGGAUUCCUCCGACGCAAUUCCCGGAGCUCAGCAGUGUCACUGGGCAUCCCGCACUCUUCACUCAUCGAGGUGGGCACGGUGUAUCAUGUGUGACACCGAGGGCCAUUUCUGCAUGCCCAUGACUUGGGAGUUCGAGUCGCCUGCAGCUGUCGGAGUUGGAAACAAGGCAUCGACCAGCUGCAAUCCGUGGAUGACGGUUGGUUGACUGUUCAUAGCACUCACUUGUCCUGUGAUAUAGGCUUGACAAGAAUUGCUUGGCUAAGUUAUAGCAAAAGGAGGCAGAUAUGAAGAAAGGUACCAUACGUUUUUUCUCUUCAGAGCACUCUACACAAACAUAGAUUUGAUCUUCCAAUGUUCAAAGCCAAAAUUUUUGAUAUGAUGGAUUCAAUUCCCAUAUUUUUAUUUUGAGACUUUGUGACAUUGGUUAGAAAUAAUGUGUUCAAAUACUAUGAUAAUGGUACAUAGUCAUUUGGUUA